ACCGUCGAUCAUAAUCCAACACAAACAUUCAGAAGAAACUAAUUCAGCAUCUAAGCAAAGGAAAUGGCCAUGUCAAUGAAGGCUUCGGUUCUUCUUGGUCUUGUAGUUGUAGGCCUCAUCUCUGUGGCUUCGGCCGAAACCGGAACCGCCACGUUCUACACAGUAUAUGUUCCAUCGGCAUGUUACGGGUAUGAAGACCAAGGAGUGAUGAUAGCAGCAGCUAGUCCUUCAAUAUAUAACAAUGGUGCUGCAUGUGGAAGAAUGUACAAUGUUAGGUGCACUGGACCUACAAACCAAGGUGUACCCCAGCCUUGCAGAGGCAAUGGUGUGACUGUGAAAGUUGUGGAUCUUUGUCCUGGAUGUCAAGGAUUGUCACUUGAUCUCUCUCAAGAAGCUUUCUCUCAGAUUGCCGACCCAGAUGCCGGAAGGAUCCAGAUUGAAUUCAACCAGGUUUGAAGAAGGUCCCCUUGGAGAGGACAAGCUAUCAAGUUCAAGACUAAUAAAGAUGCUAAUUAGUACAAUAAAUGAAUAAAAAGAGCACCACUUAAUUUCUGGGAAAUUCGGAUUUGUAUUACCCAUAAAUAAUACAGACCUUGUAUUUUCCAUAAUAAAGUUUCAGUUUAUUAUA
This is a messenger RNA of Tripterygium wilfordii, 628 nucleotides long. RefSeq names its product EG45-like domain containing protein. The record is from RefSeq and is a predicted model, not a curated record. The coding region runs from base 64 to 456 and encodes 130 amino acids. Gene Ontology annotation, cellular component: apoplast; cell wall. The transcript is spliced from 3 exons. Lineage: Eukaryota; Viridiplantae; Streptophyta; Magnoliopsida; Celastrales; Celastraceae. Gene Ontology annotation, biological process: systemic acquired resistance.